This is a messenger RNA of Phymastichus coffea, 7991 nucleotides long. RefSeq names its product laminin subunit alpha-1-like. Gene Ontology annotation, cellular component: basement membrane. Lineage: Eukaryota; Metazoa; Arthropoda; Insecta; Hymenoptera; Eulophidae. The transcript has 30 exons. The record is from RefSeq and is a predicted model, not a curated record. Bases 215 to 7255 code for a protein of 2346 amino acids.
CGAAAGUCGUAUUUCAAGUUCAGUGCAGUGAAGUUCGGUCCAGGUAGUGAGAUUAGCCAACAAGCCAUAAUUGCCAAGUGGGAAUUGAAUAAAGUCGAGUAAGAAGCUGUCGGUUGAUGAGCAAAGAGAAAGAUAAAUCAGUUCGUCCGUACUCCUAGAAAAAUAUGCGCGUUCGACGGAGAAGACGUAACGACGGCUAAUCAGGCCGUAUAUAAUGUGGCUUGGCAAGUUUAUACUUUUGCUGUGGCUGCUGGUGUCGCGUUGCCAAGUCCUGCACGGCCGUGGUGGAAAUGUCUCGUCGCCAGGAAGAACGCGAGCACGAGGCUUGGUCGUCACCACGACCAUCUUCGUCGACGAGAGCAGUCGCGAGCGCCGCGAUGCCGCGAGAAGUCGCGACCUCAACAGUAUUCCACCCUCGGCCUUCAUUUUCAUCAAGCCGAGCAAGUACAACUCCGCGCAAAAGCAAACCACCGUCUACAGCCACCGGCGCAAGUGCACUUUGAGAUGCGUUCUCGUGCUCGAGGAGCAAGAGCCAUUUCGAGCCAGACCAUGUCCCGGCAGCAUGCCACCCAAGUAUCAGUACAGAGCGCCGCCAAUACAGUGGCCACCUCGAAAAACUGUGUGCGGAUGUCAUCCUCUAGGAUCAAUAUCAUCUUCUUGCGAUCUUGUUAACGGCCAGUGUCAAUGUAAAACAAACGUGAUUGGCAGACAAUGUGAUAAAUGCUUACCGGAUCAUUGGGGCCUUGGUACAGGAGCCGGUUGCGUGAGCUGCGAUUGUGACUCAGUGGGCUCGCACAAUAAUUCCUGCCACGACGCCGACGGUCAAUGCCAAUGCAAACGCGGCGUCGGCGGACCUCGCUGCGACUCUUGCCUUCCGGGAUAUUAUGGAUUCUCCCGCAGCGGAUGUCAACCAUGCGAGCCUUGUACGCGUGCCGGUCACAUCUGCGACCAGGCGAGCGGUCGUUGCUCGUGUCCACACUUGAGUUACGGCGAACGCUGCGACCGAUGUCGUCCAGGCAGUUACGACCUUCGGCCAGGUCUAGGAUGCCGUGCUUGCGGCUGCAGCGCCGCGGGCUCUUUCAAGCAGCAGUGUAGUCCUGCGGAUGGUCAAUGCCCUUGCCGAGAAGGAUUCACCGGGCGGAGCUGUGACAAAUGUGCAUUUGGAUAUUACGACUAUCCGCGGUGUCGGCCCUGCAAUUGCGAUCCUCACGGCUCGCUCGGGCAGUGCGACGAGAGUGGACAGUGUCCUUGCAAGCCAAACGCGGUCGGUCGUCGCUGCGAUGAAUGCCGAGAGGGUACGUUUGGAUUGUCAUCGGAGAACCCUUUGGGUUGCACCGAGUGCUUCUGCUUCGGCAGGACGAGUGAGUGCCGACAGGCGAGCUUGAGUUGGGGACAACGCCGAUUACCAAGGCCUCGGGUCCUCUACGUCAACGAUACCGUUAACGAAGUCGUUGUUACAAAUUACGGAUCAUCAAUUGUACUGCCAUAUUUCAAUAGCGGAUUGAAUAAAACGAAUACUCUGUACGCGAUACCUGGCAUCGACGGGGACGUGACGCUGCCUAUGAAUUUCUAUCGCGAGUUUCCAGUUUAUUGGCAACUACCAGAUACCUUUCUCAGAGACAAGGUUGCAUCAUACGGGGGAUUCCUUCGAUUCACCACAAUAACCGAGGGUGGAUACGUGUUGCGAUCAGGACACAAGUUUCCGCUCGUUCAAUUGCAAGGCAACGGACUUAUAUUAGAGUAUUUCCCGCCAAAUUCAAAUAACGAUAGUUGUUACGUUAUAAGAUUCCACGAAUCAUUCUGGCAGUUCAGAAACAGACCAGACGUCAAAGUUACCAGGGAAAUCCUAAUGAUAGCUCUACAAAACGUGCAGCACAUCCUCGUCAAAGCCUCGGACUUUACGGACUUUUCGCGAGCGACAUUGUUAGAGGCGUCUAUGGACGCAGCGGUGCUAAUGGCAACGCACUCGCCGCCCUUGGCGAUCGGCGUCGAGCAGUGCAGCUGCCCCGGCGAAUACAACGGCACUUCUUGCCAAGACGCCAGCCGGGGCUACUACAGGUGGCACGAGACGAAUGUCAGCGUCACCACGACGACGACCAGCUAUAUCGAGCUGGUGGGCCGAGCGAGAAGCUGUCACUGUAGCGGCAGGUCCGAAAUCUGCGAUCGCGAAACCGGAUACUGCCUGGACUGCAGAGACAACACGUCGGGGCCACGGUGCGACGCGUGCGCGGAGAGUUUCUACGGCGACGCCGAUUACGGCGGAUGCAAGGCGUGCCCGUGUCCACAAACCGACAAGAAGUUCUCCAACACUUGCAUCGUGCGGCCCGACAACGAGGUCGUUUGCGUCUGCAAGCCAGGGUACGCCGGUUCGCGCUGCGAGCGCUGCUCGUACGGCCACUACGGCUACCCGAGCACACCGGGAGGCAGCUGCACGCCGUGCCGCUGCAACGCCGCGGGCAGCGCCAGCGACGAGUGCGACAUCGAGACCGGCCAGUGCAACUGCCGGCCCGGCUCCACUGGGCGCGAUUGCUCGCAGUGCACCCAGGAGCGACACGUUUUCAUCGGACAAUUCUGCCAGUCGUGCAAUGACAACUGCACUGGUCUGCUCUUGGACGAGUUGGAUAACUUGAAAUUCGAUCUGAUAAACGCAACCACGCACAUCUCCACCGGUUACAUCGCGCCGCCGUGGGAGGAGUUGGCCUACAUGGACGACAACAUUACAAUUUUAUUUAACGAAUUGGAGUCCAAGAGGGAUAUCGAGCAAAGAGUUCAACACUUGCCACGAGAGCAUUACAAACGUUUAGCUAAACAGGCAGAAACCAUGCUCAGAAGUGCCAUUGAACAAGCAAACGAUGCAAGAAUUUUGAAGUCUCAAAGUGGUGACAUUGAAAAUAACGUUUACAGUUUGAAAAUGGAACUUGAAAGUUUAAGAAAGGAACUCAAUGGCACUGUAAUGGAACUUUCCUCUUACGAGAAUGAUCACAAAAAAGUUGAAAUUAAUAAGAUUUUGAAGGAAGCUAAAAGAAUUUUAGGUGAAAUAAAACAAAUUGAUAUUCCAAAACAAACGAGAACGUUCGAAAUUUUGAUAAGAGAAUGCACAGAUUCGAUCAAAUGGCUGGAUGAAUUGCUUUUAUCAAUGGAACCUUUAGAACAGUGCAAAGGAGAAGCCGACAAAUUUUCUCAGAAAUUGAACGAUUUGAUGAAAAUUAUGGAAAACACAAUGGAAACCAUGUAUUCUUACGAUACUUUGUACAACGAGGUGAAUUCUACUUAUGAAAUGUUAGCCUAUCAUCAAAAUGAUAUCAACCAUGAACAUUCAGAGAUCAAUAGUGCUGUGGAGGAAGGAAAAACUUUGAUCGAUAAAGCGAAAGGUUGUAUCCUUGAUAGUGAAAAUAAUUUACAGAACAUUCCAGAUAUGAAAGAAAUAUUACUGCAAGCUACGAAUGAGCUCGCUACUAAAGAAAAAAUUCUGUACCGACUGAAUUACGAAUACAAACAUAAAUAUGUUCUUCCGGCAAUAUUCCACGCCCAAAAUCUCUCCGAUUACGUAGAUCAAUACGUAUCAUUAUUUUUUGAAACGAGAGCUCAAGCAGCCAACCCUUUGAAAGCUAGUCAAGCUUACAAAAAUAUAGUGGACGGUUUAACCGAAGCAAGAGACUCUGCCGAAGAUGCUAACGUGAUUCUCGACAAUGUCAAUAAAGAAGUAUUUCCUAACGGAGCCGAUUCGGAAUCACUGUUGGACAAAACCUUGGCCAUUGGUUUAAAAUCCGGCGAGCAGUUAGAACGAACAAAAAACCAUAGUGGAUUUAUCGUGAGUGCGAGAGAUCAACUAGAAGAUCAGAAACAAGCUGUUGCGGAUUUGAAAGAUUCAUUAAACAGUACCGGUAACAAAGAUAAUCAAAUAAACGUUAAGCUUCGGGAGUUACAGAGUGAUAGUCGAAAAUUGGAAGAGAGAAUACAUACUAUAUUGCAAGAAAAUGCAGCAACGGCGAGUUCCAUUUCCGAAACAAGACAAUUGAUCGAAGACUAUCAGCAAGGCAUCGCCGAGAUUUUGAAUCCUCAAUUAUCGGAACUGAAACGCGAAGGAGAUUCUAGAAUAAGCCUUGCCAGUGAGAAACUUGCGGAAGCACAAAGUAACAUCAAACGAGCAGAUGCCAAGUUAACAAGCUUAGCCACAGCUUCGGUGAAACGACAAGUGGAGUUUGAUAAAUGGAAUGGAACUCUCGCUGCAAAACUACAAAUUCUCAAGAACAAAAUUGCUGAAGCAAGAAAUACUGCCGAUGGAAUUCGAAUUUCCCUAAAGUCUGCAGAAGGCAAACGGUGUACAAGAUCAUAUAGACCGAAGCAUAUGCAACCGUCAUCUACUACAUCUAUAGUGAUGACACUUGCCAUUCCUCAUUACCAAAGAGAAGGUUUAUUAUUUUACCUUCCAAGUAGUACAAACGAUGAUUUCGUAGCUCUCGAAAUGUAUAAUCGUAAGAUAAGGUUCGUAUGGAACGUCGGGGGUGGUACUGGCGUAGUCACCCAUCCUGAAAUCCUGGAUGCAGGAAAUCCUAAUAACGAGACAUUGUGGUAUCGCAUCGAAGCCGAAAGGAUAAGAAACUUAGGAAAACUAACAGUGAGCAAGCAGGUUGCAAGGUUUAGCAAGGUCCAAUCUGUAAUCAAUGCAACGAGUCCCGAGUUUGGACGAUUUGACGUUACGAUGGUGGAUCGAGUAUGGUUAGGUGGACUACCCGAACUACAAUUGAAGCCACCAGAACUUUUGUCGUCGAGCGGUUUACCAGGUUGUGUGCACCAGGUCAUAUUGGAUAAUCAACCCAUCGGCCUGUGGAACUUUAUUACCAAUUCACCUGACGAUUCAUGUCAACCAUGUGUCGAAGGAUUUGAAAAGUUAUCAAGCGACGUGACCUACAGUUUCAAUGGUGAAGGUUACGCGGUGAGGAGUCGUGUGAUGUCUGGUCCCUACAAUAGAUACAUUUUCGGCGUUUCUAUAAACUUUAGGACAUUCGAUGAAAAUGCCUUACUUUUCUUAGCAAUCGAUCCGAUCCGUCCAAAUGGGCAUAUAAUAAUAUUCUUACGAGAUGGACAUGUUGUAAUGCAAAUAAUAUACGGCGGUAACGUGAGCUUGGAAAUGUCCUCUACGUUCCGUUAUAACAACGGCAAUUGGACGAAAGUGGAUGCUUUCCGACAAUACCAACAACGGAAAAAUAUCGAAAAGUGCAGUUUCAGUGUCGACGGCGAGAACGACAAGAAGAUCGGUGCACCCACGCCACAGCCUCGAAAGGAGGAUAUACCCGACUUAUCAAAUGCCAAGUACUUCAUUGGUGGUGUACCACCUAGUUUCCAAGUGGAAGGACUUGAUUUACCAACUCGUGUAUCGUUCCUUGGAUGUAUGUCCAAUAUUUUCGUGCAGGAGGGUUACGAUCCUAUGGCUGAACACUACUACGGAGUUGAUAAUGGUUGUCGAAAUAAGCCAUUGUCGAUCGUAGGUCUAUACGGGGACGGAUACUUAGAGAUGCCAGGCCUCGAGCUUCGUAAAAUAUCGUCAUCUAUUGGAUUUUCAUUUAGAACGUUACAAAGCAAUGCCAUGCUAUUGCUUUCAACCUUCCAGGGACCUGAAGAGAGACUUUUUGGCAUUCCUGAUCAAGAGUCUGAACUAAUUAAGGAUAAUUAUUAUUCUGUAGCUGUGAUCGAAGGCCGCGUAGUAGUUUAUCUGAAUGCUGGCAAAGGCGAAACUGUACUUCAAUCGAACGGCACGUUUAACGACGGAAAGUAUCAUACAAUUAUGCUAACGAAGAAGCGGAAAGACGUUGAGUUGUGGAUAGAUGACGUUUAUCAAGCUAGUGAUAAAAUGACGACCGGUGCAGCAAUCAGAUCUCCUAAAUCAGGUGGCCUGUACUUUGGCGGUCUGCCUAGUUUGAUCAACAAAACCAAACUAAUUGCAACCAACGUUCCUUUAAAAGGCGCUAUUAAAGACGUUAUUUACAAUGACCAGAAAAUAGUGAAAUUUGAAGAUGCUGUAAUAUUUGAACACGCUUACAUUGGACGACCGGGUCCGAAUAUGGGUAAAGAUCCACCGGCAUCUUCACUGUCCGCUUCAUUGUCUAGAGGCCUAUCAACUCAACCCGAGGGUUGCCAAAAGAUUCCGUACUACUCGUUGGAACCGGGCGCGUUGAAAUUUGGCGACAAACCUCAAAGUCACACUCAGCUCUAUCUCAACUUCGAGAACUUCUGGCUUCAAAAGAAAACUAUUGAGUUCGAUUUUCGAACUUAUUAUCCUAAUGGCUUACUUUUCAUUACUCCCGGUAUCAGAUUAAAGAACUAUUUAUCAGUAACAAUCAAGGACGGUCAACUAUUACUCACGAUCAAGAGCAAGCAGAAGAAAGAAAUUCUUUUCAAAACACCAUUCAACGACGGAAAUUGGCAUCACGUUACUAUAGGCCACAGCGGCAGAAAAUUAACAAUGAUCGUCGACACGCAAGCUCCAAUGUUCAUCAAAGUGCCGAAAAAGAUUGGAUUAACGAAUGUUAUGUACAUAGGAGGAACACCUGAGAGCGGAACACCACUACCCGAACAAGUAGUUGUCAAGCUUCAAAUACUCAAGGGCUGCAUCAGAGGCUUGAAGGUCAACGGCAAUGUCUACGAUAUGGUCGGAUCGACUAGCCGCCCUUACAACGUUGGCCAAUGUUUCCCAAAUGUCGAGAGUGGUGCUUACUUCCAAGAUGAAGCUUACGCCGUAUAUAAAAAAGAUUUUGAAUUAGGCGCUUUCCUGGAGUUACAACUGGAAUUCCGGACAUCGGAAAUAACCGGUGUACUUCUUUCAAUAACUGGCCCAGAAGGCUCGCCUUCUUUAUCGUUAGAAUUACACAAUGGCAAAGUGGUUAUGUCUAGUAACUUCGGAUUUAAUCAAGUGCUUCGUGUUGAACAAGAGUUCAAUAAUCCUUACACAGUGUGCGACAACAGGUGGCAUAAGAUUCAAGCGAUUUACAAAGAUGACGAGUUGUUCCUCAAAGUUGACGAUUUAGAUCAAAAGUACGGUUUACCGGAUAAUGUUAAUGGACAUUUCAUGGGAUCGUCCAUUACUAAUACUAUUUACAUCGGAGGAAUACCCGCUUCAGCUCUCAAAGGCACACUCAUGACUAGAGAUCAUUUCAAUGGAUGUAUUCGAAACGUCAUGAUUGGCGGUGAAAGGCGAGAUUGGACGGACAUGGCAGAGCUAUACAAUAUUCAUCUAAACUCUUGUCCUUUACAAUGAAAAAAUGAUAUAGCUCUAAGCGAUGUAUAAUUUAUUACUUCAUCGAGCAAAUCCAAAGACGGCGAAUUAAGGUUGCGCUCGAAAAAUGCUUUUGUCGAUUUCUGUUAUCUGCAUUGAAAAUGUGUCAAAACGGAAGAGCUAUAUGCUUCUUAGUAAACAGUUACUGUUACUUUAAUUUUGAUGCGUUGUAUAAAAUAUGUUUUAUACGAUUUUUUAAAGACUUAUCGAAGCCAAAAGAUGCUAAUUGAUAAUGUUUAUUAGUCGAGCUUAAAACACUUGAUACUUAAUUCAACCGCGGCAACGGAAAUGCAAGUCAAGCAAAGACAUUUUUCUUAUGUCAGUAGAAUCGCGUAGAUUUUAAUGUUUAUAGCUAUAUAUACUUUUUGUGUAAGUAGUUUAAGCUACACUGCCAUAUUAAAUUAUGACAAUUAAACAAAAGGCAGAUUUUUGUAUGUACAUCAGUAUUUAAUAUUAUUUAUUCUUGGUAAUAUAAUUUAUACUGACGUUUAAACAAGAGUCUAGAGUAAUAGCAAAGAGACGUUAUGUUUUAUACUUUAGCCUUAUAAUAAUAAAGAGUUUACGUGUUUUAAUUUUAAGUAAUUAUGUAAAGAAAAGAAUAUUCCAACAAUGAUUGGAAUUGUGUAUGUAUUAAAUAUAGUUAUAGCAUCGAAAAACGAUUUGGAGUUCUGUAAUUACACAGUCAAUAAAUUCAAUUAAUGUGCUAAAAUAAAAAUAA